CGGAAGUCCGGCCGCGGCUUCGCGGCCUGGGAGCGCGGUGCAGAGGUUGGCGGACUGUGAGCGGGGCGAUGCCGCGGGCGGCGGGGCUCGGCCGUGCAGCGGCGCUGGGGCCGCUGUUGGCGGCUCACGUGGUGGCGGCGAUCGAGCCCAUCAGCGUGGGCAUCGCCCUCGGGGCCGCGUCCGCCCUCACCGGCUACCUGUCCUACACGGACCUGUACUGCCGCUUCGCCGAGUGCUGCCGCGAGGAGCAGCGGCUCAACGCGUCCGCCCUCAAGCUGGAAUUAGAGGAGAAGCUGUUUGGGCAGCAUCUGGCCACAGAGGUGAUUCUCAAGGCGCUGACUGGCUUCAAGAACAAUAAAAACCCCAAGAAACCGCUGACUCUGUCCUUACACGGCUGGGCUGGCACGGGCAAGAAUUUUGUCAGCCAAAUUGUGGCUGAAAAUCUUCACUCAAAAGGCCUGAAGAGUAACUUUGUCCACCUGUUUGUCUCGACUCUGCACUUCCCUCACGAGCAGCACAUAAAACUGUACCAGGACCAGUUACAGGGAUGGAUCCGGGGUAACGUGAGUGCGUGUGCCAGCUCCGUGUUCAUAUUUGACGAGAUGGACAAAUUGCACCCCGGGGUCAUCGACGCGAUCAAGCCGUUUCUAGACUACUACGAGCAGGUUGAUGGCGUGUCUUACCGGAAGGCCAUUUUCAUGUUUCUCAGCAAUGCCGGUGGGGACCUCAUAACUAAGACCGCCCUUGACUUCUGGCGGGCAGGAAGAAAGAGGGAGGACAUCCAGCUGAAGGACCUGGAAUCCGUGCUGUCCGUCGGAGUCUUCAACAAUAAACACAGUGGCCUGUGGCGCAGCGGGCUGAUAGACAGAAACCUCAUCGACUACUUUAUCCCCUUCCUCCCCCUGGAGUACAGACACGUGAAGAUGUGUGUCCGAGCCGAGAUGAGGGCCCGCGGGUCGGCCGUAGAUGAGGACAUUGUCACCAGGGUGGCAGAGGAAAUGACGUUUUUCCCCAAAGGCGAGAAAAUCUACUCAGACAAGGGCUGUAAGACUGUGCAGUCACGGUUGGAUUUUCACUGACCUCUCAUCCAGGCGGGGGAAGAGGCUCCCCCGGGAGCUCAGCAAGCGAGGGCCUUGCCCUUCCGGAAGCACUUUGAAGACUCCUUCGGGGUUUGCACAUUUGCACCUGUGGACUUUCGGGAUCUAGAAGUUUCUAAGAGCUGAGUUUUGAAAAGACGCCGAUCUGGUGAGUGCGCCUGUCAGUUUGGACCAGACGGCAAUCCAUCUGUCAACUGCGGUGGAAGAUGAACUUUUAAAAUCCCUCCCCUCACUUACUGACCUUGACGGAAGUGCCUUGCAAACAGCUGUGUGCGUGAGACCUCCCCUUCCACCCCCCCACCACCCCCCCCCCCCCCCCCCCCCCCCGCCCCCAGCACCUGUUCCAGGUGCUCUAGAAGCUGCUGCUCUAACUCAAGGAGUCCCAGGGCCCCUGCGCAAUUCGGGGAGCUUUUGGUUUGCACCUGCUAAGAACCUGCUCUGUUCCUUUGCACAGAGAGUGUCCAUUGGCUUGAAGUAUUUUCAGUUAAAAUCGGUGGCACCCUCGGGCACAGGGUCCUGUGGCGAUGUGGGCCUGCACACCGAGCCUUCUCAGCCAGGUGACCGGCCUGCCUGCGGUGUGGGGUCUCCAUCCGAGGCCUCUCCAGCAGACCGGGACAGGUGGCCUCUCAGGCUCCUGGAAUUCCUUUGCCGUCAUUUGGUAUCGACCCCACCUUCCCUGUACCCCCUUCUCCUGAACUAGAUUUGUCCCCAACCAUAUGUCAUCACUAGGGUGAGAUCAGAACGAGACCGUGAGUUGUGAAUUUGAGGCCUUGGUUCCCGUGGUGAAACGUUUGUCUGUUACAAUGUAUGCGUGGGCCAAUCUGUCACUUUGCUCCAGAGAACCAUUUGGAAUCCGUGGGACGUGCUCAGGCUCCGUGGACGACACGGGCCACUGAGUGGUCAGCUUGCAGGCUCUGCGUUGCCAAAGAAGCCUUAGGUAUCGCACACCAGAAACGCUAGGGUUUUCAAAGAUACGUAUAUUUUUUAUAAUGUUUUUACUCGCAAAUCUUAGAUGAUAGAAAAACGUAUAGGACAUAGCUCAUUUUAAAGCAUGGGAAAGGACACGAGAUGCAAUAAUUGUCUAUUCCUUUAUCAGAAACUCUUAGCAAAAACAGUUGCGUUUUUGUUACGAGGUGCGUGGUCAGACAUGGUCACGGAUGCAGAUCAAACAAGGUCAGUGUAAAGCAGCUGGUCCUGGGUGUCAUCUGAGGACACCCUAAAUGGCAGCACCAGGCUGGGCUGCCCUGGCCGCCGGGAAAUAAGGCGGAUUCCAGCCGGUGUGAAUCGUGCGUGUCAUAACUGCAGUGCACCUGCAGACACGUGAUAAGAACGACGUGCAGCAAAUUUAUGUGUACAAUUUAAACGAAUGUCUUCAUGACCCCGGAGGGCCUUCUGGAGGGUCACAUUUAGCCUUUUAAAAAUGCCAAGGCUUAACAUUUUGAGUACGUGUUCUCGAACUGGAGCCCAGUGACAUCUCUUUCCUAGCCCCGCAAGCGUCUGGCCAGGCAGAGACGGAGAUCUUCCCUGUUGACAGUGACGCAACUCCCUGGACACGUGUGGGCCACCUUUGGACUGCGGUUACUGAUUUGUCACCUGAAGAGGGAGGCCACGGUUGACCACAGCCCAGCCUCCCUCACCCUGUGUAGGAUGCAGACGAGGCCUUGAAUUGACCUACUGAAGAGAAAAUAAAGACUAAAUUUUAUCAUGUGA
Molecule: messenger RNA, 2807 nt
Organism: Leopardus geoffroyi (Geoffroy's cat)
Lineage: Eukaryota; Metazoa; Chordata; Mammalia; Carnivora; Felidae
Gene: TOR1B
Product: torsin family 1 member B
Exons: 5
Coding region: 69-1079 (336 amino acids)
Biological process (GO): nuclear membrane organization; protein localization to nucleus
Cellular component (GO): nuclear envelope; endoplasmic reticulum lumen; endoplasmic reticulum
Molecular function (GO): ATP binding; ATP hydrolysis activity; kinesin binding
Source: RefSeq, a predicted model, not a curated record